AGUUCGGAUGUGACGUCACAGGUACACACGCACAAGCAUGGCUGCUUACAGGAGCGUUGGAGUUGGGAGGAAUCUUGUGGCUCUUUUAACGAGAUCGUACCAUGGGCUUUGCAAAACUCCCGAUGUAGUGAGCAGAAGUGCAUUGCCACAUCAGACAACCAACAUGUUCAUCAGGAACAUGUUUGUUCAAACCCAGGACACCCCAAAUCCAAAUAGUCUGAAGUUUAUCCCUGGCCGUGUGGUGCUGGAAUCAGGGACCAUGGACUUUACUGGACCUAGAGAUGCUUAUUGUUCACCCUUGGCAAGGCAGUUAUUCAGAAUCGAUGGAGUCAAGAGUGUUUUGCUUGGCCCUGAUUUCAUCACCAUUACCAGGGUUAACGGAAACACAGAGUGGAAGGUGAUCAAACCAGAUGUUUUCGCCACCAUUAUGGACUUCUUCACCUCUGGACUUCCUGUUGUCAAUGAGGCAGAUGCACCACGUGCAGACACAGCUCCUUCAGAAGAAGAUGAUGAGGUGGUUGCCAUGAUCAAAGAACUGCUGGAUACACGCAUAAGACCCACAGUGCAGGAAGAUGGUGGUGACAUUCUGUAUCGGGGUUUUGAGGACGGAAUUGUAAAGCUGAAGCUGCAAGGAGCCUGUACUAGCUGUCCUAGCUCCAUCAUAACGAUGAAGAACGGCAUCCAGAACAUGCUGCAGUUCUAUGUUCCUGAGGUGGAAGGAGUUGAGCAGGUGAAGGAUGAGGAAGUGGCUGUAGAAGAUAAAGUCAAGGAAUGAGAGGAAUGAAUUCAGCUGGCCUAUGUCACUACCUUAGCCAGUGGUCAAAGUUGCUUUUUUUGUCCAAUCAUAUGCGAGUUUGACAGUGGCUACUCAGUUAUACACCUGUAAAGAAGACUGAAAAAUCUGUGUAUCUUUCUUUAAACACAUUAGCUCCAGGCAUUGCUAUGGCUCCAAGCAUACAUUUUGACUAAAGAAUAUUUGGUUGGUGCUGUGACAGAUGUUGGAUUGUUCUCUUGUAAUAUAUUUUACGGAUUUGAAUUACUUGUGUCUCUCGGUGCACUGUGAAAAUCUCUCGAAGCAGAGCAUUUCCUGUGUAUUUUAAUAAAUGUAAAUAGUACAGUAUUAUGCCAUUAUGUGAGAAAACACGCACAAAAGCAAAUACAGCUAGGGUUCUCUUUAUUUCAUUAUUCAGAUCCAGAUUGUAUGGGUCAUUUUAGAAUUGCAGUGACUUUUUUUUCUCAAAAGCCAAACUCUUGUGUUAUAUUAACUCAUCUUUAAAUAUCAAAAUAUAUAAGCUUGCAUAAUAUUUAAAAAUACCUUUAACAUACAUAAUCUGAAAUAUUUUUAGUGGUGUUACACCUAUGAUAAAAUCCAACAAUAUCAGAAGCAUCAGUUUUCUUAUUGAAUUCGUUUUUAAGGAUGAAAGAACAAAAAAAACGUUUUUGUUUAUGUUGCAGUUUAUACUGUAUAUAUAACUAUUUGGACAAAACUGAAAAUGAAGGACAGAAUCUGCACUAUACAAUUGUAGCUACACGCUAUGUUAAAGUCAUAACUACAAAAUUAAUAAAGCUGUUGAAACUUUUUUGUUUUGCUAAUCUUAGGAAUGCUGUAAUAUAAAAAAAGAAAAAUUGGUAAAUGUGAAUAUUUCAGAUACAGAUUUACUGCCUUUGUACAGAGAGUUGAAUGAUGGAUUUAAAUUCCAAGACAAAAUUAGAAAAAAAGGACUGGGUUAGAAAUGGAGGUGUAAAUUGUAUGUUCUGUAUGCAAUAAGAUGAUCUUUCAUAAACAGAACCUUUGUUUACAUGCAUAGAUUUGAUUUAUUUUAUGCUAUUAGAUGAAACGUGUUUGAUAAAAUUGUUAUCAAAAGAGAACAUGUU
Messenger RNA from Triplophysa rosa, 1875 nucleotides. It is a transcript of the gene nfu1, whose product is annotated as NFU1 iron-sulfur cluster scaffold homolog (S. cerevisiae). Gene Ontology annotation, cellular component: mitochondrion. The transcript has 8 exons. The coding region runs from base 38 to 775 and encodes 245 amino acids. Gene Ontology annotation, biological process: iron-sulfur cluster assembly. Lineage: Eukaryota; Metazoa; Chordata; Actinopteri; Cypriniformes; Nemacheilidae. The record is from RefSeq and is a predicted model, not a curated record. Gene Ontology annotation, molecular function: iron ion binding; iron-sulfur cluster binding.